AUGACUUCACCCUCGCCUUCUACUGGCGGCGCCUUUGACGUGUGCACUGGUGUCGAUCCUCGACGUAUCGAUACUGAAGACAUCGAUCUGCUUGGUCGUCCUGUACAGAAGCUAGUCCAACUCAUCAAGGAGCUAGAACAGCUCGGUGUUGAGGCCAGGAACCUGCCGCUACCAAAGAUCAUCGUCGUUGGCGACCAGUCUGCCGGCAAGAGCUCUCUCAUCGAAGGUAUCAGCGGCAUCAAAGUCCCACGCAGUGACGGCACUUGCACACGCUGCCCUCUUGAGAUCACCUUGUACUCCUCUCAAGACACUGCCUGGUCUUGCGAAGUUUCCCUCCAGCAGAAGUUCUCCUUCGAUCCGAAUGCCAGCACCGACGGUCGUUACGGCAAAUGGCACGAAGAUCACACACCCACAACCAUACGCUUUGCUACCGUGACUAACAAAACCGAUCUCACCGGCAUCAUCAGUCGUGCACAAUGGGCCACACUCAAUCCCGGUGACGAUCCGAAGAAGUAUCUCAAUGCCGACAUCGUCGAAGCCUUGCCGUUGGCUGUUGAGUUUGCCCCGAACAAAGUCAUUCUCGACCUGACUGCUCCUGGUCAGCCAUCGUUGUCGUUCAUCGAUCUCCCUGGUGUCAUCCGUCAGAUGACUACACACAAGGAUCAGUGGCUUGUCAAGCUUGUCGAGAACUUCGUGGCCGAUCACAUCAAGCAAGGGAAUUCGCUGAUCCUGCUUGCUCGCUCUAUGGAAUCCGACUUUGCCAACUCGAGUGGGGCUGCCCUGAUCGACCAAUGCAAUGGGGCAAUUGACCGUACCGUUGGCUGUUUGACUAAGCCUGACCGCUGGCCACCCGGCAGCAGAACUCAAAGCAUCCAGAGUGUUCUUCGUGGUGACGCAUUUGCCGUCGGCCAUGGCUACUUUAUUACUAAGCAACCUGACCAGCUCGAACUCAAUGGCGAGAUCUCUUCUGCGGAGGCGCGUAGAAACGAGAUGGCGUUUUUCGCUCAGAUGCCUUGGAGCACAGAAUUGGCCGACUUCCAGGAUUGCUUCGGAACCUUCAAGCUUCGAGACACGUUGUCAGUGAAGUUGACCAAGCAGAUCCUCGUCACCUUGCCUAGAAUCAGCAAAACUGUCAACGCUCAUCUUGAAGAGAUCGAGACGGAGCUUGCUGGUUAUCCUGACCCACCUGAGAAUGCUCUGGGCAAGGUUCUCGAGGCACUCAAUGUCUUCCGCAACUCGGUCGAGAAGCACUCGCAGGGCAUACAUCCACACAACGAGCUGCGCAACUCGCUCAAGGAGCUCAACAACACCUUCCAUGUCAGCUUGCACAAACUCCGUCCUGGUCUUAUCGUUGCCACGCCUGAGAAGUUUCGUCAAGCCAUUGACAUUCCUACCUUCUCACUGCUCUCAGACGACGAUGAGUUUGGUGGCACUCCUUGCCCCAGUUCGAGCCCGUCGACCGGAGGCAAGAAGACUUUCCGUCUGUUGGACGUCCGCGACACUCUCAGCAAGUUGACUGCCUCUGGAGUUCCUGGCGAAUACAUCGAUGCUGUCAAGGAAGAGGUUCAGACGACUCUCGAUCAGCUACUCGAGGAAGCUUGCGCUCUGUGGCUCAACACUGCCUUUUUCACCGAGGCCAAGAAGAUCAUCAAGGGUUUCGUCUCGAAAGCCAUGCUCAAGCAAUUGGAGCAUGCAAAGCGCGCACUUACCCUUGAGCAACGCAAGCCUCUCACCCUUAACGCCGAAGGAUUUAAGCACCACCAUGACCGUGAACUCAAGAUCUUGCUGGAGGGUCGCACUACCGCAAGACUCGUAGAGAAGCUUGAAAACACUGAUCGCGCCGCUGGCCGCAUUAUAGUCGAGCCAAGCGAACGCAAGAAGAAGGCCAAGACCGAUCAGAAAGCUCGCGCCGACCUCCCUGAUGACCCCUUUGGCGAAGAAAUUAAAGUCAUCGCAAAGGUCAGAGGAUACCACGAUGUCGCCCUUCUCCGAUUCCUCGACCAUGUUGUUCAGGGUGUGGAGGUGGAAGUGCUUUAUGAUCUCGAGAACAAUCUUCCUCAGCAGCUCAAGGCUGGACUUGAGGUGGAGACUCGCGAUGCUCAGGAUCGAUGCAAGGAAUUACUUGCCGAAGACGGUGAGAGGGAGAUUCAUCGCAAGACUCUUCACAAGGAGAGGGCCAACUUUAUCAUGGCUCAGCAGAAGCUUGCUCGUAUUGGUGAACAGGGUGAGAACAUUGCUUCUUUUGACCAGGCUGAGUAG
Molecule: messenger RNA, 2259 nt
Organism: Aureobasidium subglaciale EXF-2481
Lineage: Eukaryota; Fungi; Ascomycota; Dothideomycetes; Dothideales; Saccotheciaceae
Exons: 4
Coding region: 1-2259 (752 amino acids)
Cellular component (GO): microtubule; cytoplasm; membrane
Molecular function (GO): GTP binding; microtubule binding; GTPase activity
Source: RefSeq, a predicted model, not a curated record